Brachypodium distachyon (stiff brome) is the source of this 3509-nucleotide messenger RNA. RefSeq names its product serine/threonine-protein phosphatase 4 regulatory subunit 3. The record is from RefSeq and is a predicted model, not a curated record. Gene Ontology annotation, cellular component: protein phosphatase 4 complex; nucleoplasm. The coding region runs from base 254 to 2926 and encodes 890 amino acids. Gene Ontology annotation, molecular function: protein phosphatase activator activity. NCBI's taxonomy places the organism in Eukaryota, Viridiplantae, Streptophyta, Magnoliopsida, Poales, Poaceae. Gene Ontology annotation, biological process: protein dephosphorylation. The transcript has 25 exons.
CAGACGAACACGAAAUAUUCGCGAAAACGAGAGGGGGCAAAAGGGGAAAGGCGAGCCAAGGCCGCGAGAAGCGAGGGCGGAGAGGGGCCGCGGGGGAGCUCGUCGAUGGUGGUUAGGGUUUCGCAGCCCGCGUCCUCGACCCACUGACGGAGCGCCCCGGCGGCAAGAGAGGCUCUUUCCCCUAGGCGGCAGAGAGGCUCCCGCUAUCUCUAGGGCGGCUCUGGAAGGCGGCGGCGGCGGUCACCGCAGCGCGAUGGGGGAGCUGGAGCACAGGGAGGCGGAGGCCGGGGGAGAUGCUGCGGCGGCUGCGGCGGCGCACAGCAGCAGCAUGCAGCGUGUGAAAGUGUACCGUUUGAGGGAUGGAGGGAAAUGGGAUGAUCAGGGAACAGGGCAUGUUGCUAUUGACUACAUUGAGGGUUCAAAAGAACUUGGUCUGACUGUUUUGGAUGAGGAGGAUAAUGAAACACUGCUCGUUCACAACAUUACGUCUGAAGAUAUCUACAGAAAGCAAGAAGAAACAAUCAUCUCAUGGAGGGAUCCAGAAGCAGCAACAGAAUUAGCACUGAGUUUUCAGGAAGCUGCAGGGUGCUCCUACAUAUGGGAUAACAUCUGUGAUAUACAGAGGAACCUUCAGUUCAAUAACCUUGGUGCUCUUGAAGUUGGUCCUCGUCCAGCGUCGGAACAUCUAGAAGCCUCUAGAGUAUUGCAUUCACAUGACGAGUCCUUCCGCUCUGUUAAUGGUGAGCUGAGGGAACUUCCACCUGUUGAUUUAUCCAAUCUUCCUUUGAUUUUAAAGACUAUAUUGGAGGGUGGCAUUACAGAUCAAAUGCGUGUGGCUGAGUUGAUAACACAAGAUCGUGAUUUUUUCCCGAAGCUACUGGACAUAUUUAGGAUGUGCGAGGAUUUAGAGAAUUUAGAUGAUCUUCACAUGAUUUUCAAACUUGUCAGGGGAAUCAUAUUGUUGAACAGUCCAUCAAUCUUUGAUAAGAUUUUCUCUGACGAGUUUAUUCUUGACAUCAUAGGUGCCCUUGAAUAUGAUCCAGAGGUUGCUAAAGUGCAAAAGCAUCGUAUUUUUCUGAAGGAUCAUGUAGUUUUUAAAGAGGCCAUACCUAUCAAAAAUGUUUCUGUGGUUUCAAAGAUACAUCAAACAUAUAGAAUUGGCUAUCUUAAGGAUGUUGUAUUGCCACGGAUAUUAGAUGAUGCCACUCUUGCAAGUCUUAACACAAUGAUACAUACGAACAACGCUGCUGUUAUUUCCUUGCUAAAGGACGAUGCUUGCUUUAUCCAAGAAUUAUUCUCUAGGAUGAGAUCGCCAAAUAUUUCUUUGGAAUCCAAAAGAGAAUUGGUUCUGUUCUUGCAUGAGUUUUGCACUCUUAGUAAGAGUUUGCCUCUUGUUCAACAACUACGGCUGUUUAGGGAUCUUUCAGGUGAAGGUGUAUUUGAAAUCGUUUCUGAUGUGUUACAGAGUGAAGACAAAAAAAUUGUUUUGGCUGGGACGGACAUUGUUAUACUUUUUCUUAACCAGGACCCUAACCUAUUGAGGUCAUAUAUUGUCCAGCAAGAAGGAAAUUCUCUUCUUGGACUUUUGGUUAAAGGAAUGGUAACUGACUUAGGUGAGCAAAUGCACUGUCAGUUUCUAGAGAUCCUGCGUAUAUUGAUGGAUUCUUUCACCAUGUCUGGAGCACAUAGAGAUGUUAUUAUUGAGAUUUUCUAUGAAAGGCAUCUUGACUAUUUGGUUGAUGUAAUAGCAUCCUCUUGUCCCCCGAGGAUUAUGACUCGAACAACAUCUGACUCAGCUGUUACUGGCAGAAACAUUGAAGUGCAUCGUCUUAAGCCUGAAAUUCUAUUAAAUGUUUGUGAACUAUUAUGUUUUUGUGUAGUCCAUCAUCCCUACAGAAUUAAGUGCAACUUCCUUAUGAACAAUGCGAUAGAAAAAAUUCUUUCCUUGACUCGACGGAGGGAGAAGUUUUUGGUUGUCGCAGCUGUUAGGUUUAUGCGUACCAUUAUAUCCAGAAAUGAUGAGCAUCUUAUUCGCCAUGUUGUGAAGUUUAAUUUGUUGAAACCAAUUAUUGACGCCUUUGUUGAAAAUGGGGAUAGAUAUAACAUGCUACAGUCAGGGAUACUUGAACUGUUGGAACACAUACGGAAGGAAAAUCUAAAACCUCUUGUUAUCUAUGUUAUUGAGUCUUUCUCAGAUAAACUUAUGAAGUUCGAACACUUUGGGAGCAUUCAGGCCUUCAAACUCAAGUAUCAACAGUUCUUGGAGAGUUCUGAAACGAAAUUAAGUGCUAGUGUGCCUGACAUGAGAAAGAAGGCAGAAGGAAGAGGUCUUGAGAAGGAAGAGGAAGACUAUUUCAACGAGGAUAGUGAUGAAGAAGAUUCAACCAGGCGGACUAAACAAGCACACAAUGAUGAAGUUAAGGCUAGUGUUUCCAAUGGAAGUGAAGCUGAUGACAUAUCAUCAAGGCCUAAAUCUGGUGGACUCGUGGACUAUGCUGAUGACGACGAUGAGGAUUUCAAUCCCCCACCUAAGGAGCCCGACAGGACCGCAGAGGAUGAUGAGCUCUUAAAGAUAACCACAAGGAAGCAGAAGUUAGUAAACAGUGCGGAUGGCAAACAUGCAGAUGGGGAGGUUCGCAAGAGACAGAAGAUAGAAACAAGGAUUACUUGUGGCAAGCUUUCUGCUUUGACUAGUCUGGCUAGCAAACACAAGGAUUCACUUGCCUUGAGCUCGCCAAGUUGUGAGGCCAAUGGUGUUUCGGGGGAGCAAGCUCCGCAUUCUGAUGAGCAGCAACAUUCUGCAGAGACUGCAGAAACUUCACGGCAAACUGGAGGUGAUUGUAUCAAAACCAUGGGCAAUUUAUCUAGUGAGAAGACUGUAAAUACCACAAAAGCAAACGAUUCAGAGCCAUAUUCAGUGAGAUGACAAAUUGACCUGCUCUUCUCCGCGCUGGCUUGCCCCUGAACCUGACCCGUCAAAUGCUGGCCAACAGAAGGAGCAAACGAGUGUUUGGCUUUGGUGAAGGCCAAAUCCAUUAAUCUCAAAUCUCAAGAGCAUGAUUCAGGGUCAUGUAGAUCGCACUUGUCUGUAUAUCCUGAAUGAAAUUGCAGCUACCAUCACAGCCUGUAAAGUUAUGUUCACAAGGAAAGAUCUGAAACACUGAGAAUCGGCGUGCCUUUGGGUUCAGCAUUGACAUGAGUCUUGCUCCUGCUGCUGCACUGUCUUAUAUAUCUAUAUAUGAGCUUAUGGAGGAGCAGUGAAUAUGCACUUUUCUCCAUUAUUUCUUCCUAGGAUCAUUGUCUUAUAUUCCUGUUGUAAAACAAGUAGGAAAGGAUAGUUUCGGUUGAUCAGCGUUUCGCAACAGUUUGUGCUUAUAUUAUCUAUAUCCUAUACAGUUGUAAUUUGUUGAUUUAUAGUUUUGGCUGGAAAUACUUUAUCUUGGACGAGUGUUAUGGUAGAUUAAUCUAUUAGGAGGUUUAAGAAUAGUAGUGCAAUUUUGGAACUGAAA